This is a messenger RNA of Rotaria socialis, 858 nucleotides long. The record is from the annotation of a GenBank genome assembly. Lineage: Eukaryota; Metazoa; Rotifera; Eurotatoria; Philodinida; Philodinidae.
AUGGAAAAUAUACGGAUAGGUUUUAUUGGUGGAGGUCGUAUUGUACAAGCAUUAGUUGAUGGACUUCGUGAAGCAAAUUAUCUUGAUAAAAUACAUCUUACGAUAAGUUGUCCAUCUGCAAAUGAUGAUAAAUCAUCAUUGAAACGCUUCAGUAAUAUGAUUCAAAUGACAUCGUCAAAUCUAUUGCUUUGCAAUACUUGUGAUAUUGUAUUAUUUGCUGUAAAAGCAAAAUUAAUAAAAUCCAUAUGUCAAGAACUUGAAAAAUCUCUUGAUAAAAAUCGUUUAACAAAUAUCUUAUUUAUAUCAAUCGUUCCAGGUUUAACUAUUUCAACAUUAUCCCAUUGGCUUCAUACUGAGAAUAAUAUUAUUCGAAUUAUGUACAAUGUUAAUGUUGCUAAAUGCAAUGGCUCGUAUGCUAUAUCAUCGUUGACUACGAAUGAAAACAAUCGUCGACUGGAAAAUUAUUUAAAAUCAAUUUUUGAUAAAGUUGCCUACUAUGCUGGUGCUGUUAGUGAAUCUGAAUUAGAUAUCAUGUGUGCUUUAAUCGGUAGUGGUCCAGCUUUUUUCUGUACGGCAGUCGAAGGUCUCGCUGAUGGCGCAGUUAAAGCAGGCCUUUCUCGUCAAUUAGCAAAUACAUUAGCAGCACGAACGAUGCUCGGUUGUGCUGAUGUUUUAGUAGCAUCGUCGAAACAUCCAGCUGAACUUAAAAAUGAUAUAUCAACACCAGGCGGUACGACAAUUUAUGGUUUACAUGAACUUGAAAACAAAGGUGUACGUGGUGCAUUUAUGGAUGCAAUUAUGGCAGCAUUUAACCGUGCGCAAACAAUGGCUGAUCAAUUAGCUAGAGAUACCAAAUGA